Planococcus citri (citrus mealybug) is the source of this 2659-nucleotide messenger RNA. It is a transcript of the gene AspRS-m, whose product is annotated as aspartyl-tRNA synthetase, mitochondrial. The record is from RefSeq and is a predicted model, not a curated record. The transcript is spliced from 16 exons. Bases 308 to 2602 code for a protein of 764 amino acids. Gene Ontology annotation, biological process: aspartyl-tRNA aminoacylation. Gene Ontology annotation, molecular function: nucleic acid binding; ATP binding; aspartate-tRNA ligase activity. Gene Ontology annotation, cellular component: cytoplasm. NCBI's taxonomy places the organism in Eukaryota, Metazoa, Arthropoda, Insecta, Hemiptera, Pseudococcidae.
AGGACGUUAGCUGUGCGGGUGUAGCAUAGCGUAGCCCGUGCAAUCUCGACUCUCGUCGCCGCCGCACCGGCGCACCGCUUCACACCGGCGAGGCGACAGGCGAGUGCGACGAGUGUGUUUUGUGAUAACAGUGAUAAGAAUUUUCGCCGACAGAAAAAUUUGAUAGUGAUCAAGAAUUCACUGAAUUCAGUGAUUCAAAAUAUUCAAGAGUCAAGACUUGAGUGAUUCAAGACUACACUACAAAACUAAAGCUAAUAGUAAACAAAUUUUAUGUUUUUUUAAAAUUUGUGUGAGAACCAACUAUGAAAUGACAGCAAUGCAGAGAUAUGGGAGUCAUUUUUUCUCUCACAAUGGAAAUUCCAAUGUGUUAUUUCUUGGAUUUUCUCGUAUCAAUAAGUUGGAUAAAUGCGGUGGAAUUGCUGUCAAUGUAAAUGAUGAGAUUACGCUGUGUCGUACCAACAAUUUGACUGUAUCGAGUAACAGUGCCGAUGGACAUACCCCUAAACAGAUUUCAGCUUUGGAGAGAAAUCCUUUUGAAAGAGUCGUGAAUAUUUUGGGUGAUGCCGUUAUUGAAGUAAACAAAAAGAAGCAAUCGAGUUCAAAAGAGGAGAAGUGGAAAGCGCAAGGUUCGAGCAUUACCUUCAAUUACGAAGAUUUUCCAUCUUUAUGGCAAAAACGGACCAAUUAUUUAUCUCUUUACUCGAAGAAAAUAUUCGGUUUUGGGUACAGAGUGAUUGAUUGUAAAAAUUAUUCCACGAUUGGGAAGUUGACGAGAAAUUCUUUCGGCGUAGCUGAUAAUUUUAGAACCGAAUCAUCGACUACGAAUUCUAUUGAAGAACAAAAAAAUGAUGAAAAUAAACAGGCGAACGAGUAUGCCACUCGUUCUCACACAUGUGGAGAACUUUGCAUUGCCGAUUUGAAUAAAGAAGUUAAACUUUGCGGAUGGGUAGAAUUCGUUCGAAUGGAUAAAUUUAUCCUGCUACGAGAUGCAUACGGUACAACACAAGUUUUAACUAACAAACUUGCUGAUCACGAAUUGAACCUUGCUAAUUUGCAUAUAGAAUCCGUUAUCUGUGUGACAGGAAUUGUCGUGGCCAGACCAAAAUCUCAAAUAAAUGCUAAACAUUUCUGUCUUCAGAAACUUCCUACUGGUGAAAUAGAGGUUGAAGCUACAUCAGUACAAAUUUUAAACAGAUCAUUGCCCAAAAUGCCAUUUUUGAUUCGAGAUUACAACAAAGCCAAUAGUAAAAUUCUAAAUAGGUAUCGAUUUUUAGCUUUGCGUUUCCCUGAACUGCAGAACAAUCUUCGUUUAAGAUCGAAAAUGUUAUUCCAAAUGCGAAAUUUUUUAAUCGCUCAACGAAAUUUUGUAGAAGUAGAAACUCCUACGUUAUUCAAAAAGACCCCUGGGGGAGCUCAAGAGUUCAUCGUACCUACUCAAUUCAAAGACAGAUUUUAUUCUCUAGUACAAAGUCCUCAGCAACUGAAACAAUUACUCAUGGUGGGCUCAAUAGAUCGUUAUUUCCAAAUAGCUCGAUGUUAUAGAGAUGAAAAAACCAACCCUGAAAGACAACCAGAAUUUACACAGCUGGAUAUCGAAUUAUCAUUCACGUCUGUGGAAAAUAUAAUGAAAUUAACCGAAGAAAUUCUGAUUGCUUCGUGGCCGUCGAGCAAACCUCCCAUUUCAGCUCCGUUUCCUAAAAUUACUUAUGAAGAGGCUAUCGAAAAAUAUGGAUCAGAUAAACCAUGUUUACUGGGUGAAUUAUUGAUACAAAAUUUGAAAAACUGUGUUCGAAAAAAUUCCAAGCAAUUUGUGUACAUGUUUUCGGUUCCUAAAGCUGAAAAUUCGUACAAACGACUGAGACAACGUAUAGAUAAACUAGAAAGUAUCGAAUCCACCAAAAUAUAUGUGAUUAAAGUUGCCAGUAUAGAAAAAAUGCUACAAGAUUUGCAAAAGAUAUUUCCCGAUUUUGAGAGCGAAAUUCUUGAAAAUUCUAUUUCAGUAAAUAUUGGCGAUGUCAUUGUCUUAUCCAUUGGUUCUGAUAGAGAAAAUUUGGUUAAAGCUUUAGGGUGUUGUCGUCGUGAAGUAAUUAAUUAUCUGAAUUUACUCAAAAACGCAGAUGGUGAAAACGUGUAUAAUUUUACAUGGAUCGUGGAUUUCCCACUUUUCGAAAAAAAUGAAUUCGGGGAAUUGAAAUCUACUCAUCAUCCGUUUACCCAUCCUCAUCCUGAAGAUAAGCUUUUAUUCACCGAUAAUGAAGCGAUAAAAGCGCGAUCUCUUGCUUAUGAUUUAGUCUUGAAUGGUUCUGAAAUUGGCGGAGGAUCCAUACGUAUUCAUGAUGCUGAAUUGCAGAAAACAAUUUUUAAAAUACUAAAUUUAGAAGAAAAAGAUUUCAGUCACUUAUUGGAAGCUCUUGAAAUGGGAUGUCCACCUCAUGGUGGUAUAGCUUUAGGCCUUGAUCGUUUAUUCUCAAUAAUUUGUGGAUCAGAAUCAAUAAAAGAUGUGAUAGCGUUUCCAAAAGGUUGGGAAGGACAAGAUCUAAUGACCGGGUGCCCGAGCGAUGUUCCUAUUUCUGAUAAAAAACGUUACCAUAUUCUUUCAUAAAAUAAAUGUUCAUUGUAGAUUUCUAAAAAAAAUUUGAAUAAACUUACGAAAAUUGUA